AUGGCGGAGCUACGGCCUCGCCCUUCCUGCCGGCUUGCCCUCCUAGCCUGCCUGUGCCUCUUCCUGCUGGCCGCCGCGCCGCCCCUCGCGCUCGCCCGCGCGGCGCCCGCCGCCGACUCGAUACACAAGCUACUGCGCUCGCACGGCCUCCCCGGCGGGCUGCUCCCGCGCAGCGUGGAGUCGUACACCCUGGACGAGGGAAACGGCCUGCUCGAGGCGCGGCUAUCGGCGCCGUGCUACGCGACGUACGACAACGGCGACCUGGCUUUCUUCGACACCGUGGUGCGAGGGAAUCUCAGCUUCGGCGCGCUCCGCGGCUGUGAGGGGCUGGCUCAGGAGGAGCUCUUCAUGUGGCUCCCGGUGAAGGGCAUCCUCGUCUCCGACCCUGGCUCCGGCGUCAUCCUGUUCGACAUCGGCUACGCGCACAAGAGGCUCUCAAGGUCGCUCUUCGAGGAGCCGCCGGACUGCAAGCCGUCUGCCAGCACCAGUAUGGGCGCCGUCGAAGCCGCCAGGUGGAGGGAUAGUCCAGCUGCAGGUGUUCCUGGGCUGAGGGAGAGGAUAGAGGCAGAAGGAGGAGAAGAGCACCUGGACCAGAGGUGA
Triticum turgidum subsp. durum (durum wheat) is the source of this 600-nucleotide messenger RNA. The record is from the annotation of a GenBank genome assembly. Lineage: Eukaryota; Viridiplantae; Streptophyta; Magnoliopsida; Poales; Poaceae.